Molecule: messenger RNA, 1497 nt
Organism: Diceros bicornis minor
Lineage: Eukaryota; Metazoa; Chordata; Mammalia; Perissodactyla; Rhinocerotidae
Gene: IDH3G
Product: isocitrate dehydrogenase (NAD(+)) 3 non-catalytic subunit gamma
Exons: 11
Coding region: 393-1427 (344 amino acids)
Biological process (GO): isocitrate metabolic process; tricarboxylic acid cycle
Cellular component (GO): mitochondrion
Molecular function (GO): NAD binding; oxidoreductase activity, acting on the CH-OH group of donors, NAD or NADP as acceptor; magnesium ion binding
Source: RefSeq, a predicted model, not a curated record
CACAUGUAUGUCUGGUUGCACAUGUGUGUAUUUGUGCUUGUGCAUGUGUGCACCUGUUGUGUGUGUGUGUGCAGAGGCAUGUGUGUAUGGGUGCAUGCAUGUGUGUUUGUGUAUAUGUGUUUUUGUAUGUGCAUGUGUGUAUACACAUGCAUGUGCACGUGCUCAUGAGUGUGCCAUGCCUCUUUGCUCCCUGGCCUUCCGUGUCCUUCCCUCUGAGGCGCGGUCUCCUUACGUGAACUGUGCUAGACAGCGUCCCCAGGGAAAAGGCCCCGUUCCCUGGGCAUAGCCUUGUUCCUCCAACUUGGCUGAUCCGUGUCUUCUUCCUUCCUGUCCCCCUCUAGCAACAUACAAUUCCACCGUCGGCUAAGUAUGGUGGGCGGCACACGGUGACCAUGAUCCCAGGGGAUGGCAUUGGGCCAGAGCUCAUGUUGCACGUCAAGUCUGUAUUCAGGCAUGCAUGUGUGCCAGUGGACUUUGAGGAGGUGCACGUGAGCUCCAGCGCUGAUGAAGAGGACAUCCGAAACGCCAUCAUGGCCAUCCGUCGGAACCGUGUGGCCCUGAAGGGCAAUAUUGAAACAAACCAUAACCUGCCACCAUCCCACAAGUCCCGAAACAACAUCCUCCGCACCAGUCUGGACCUCUAUGCCAAUGUCAUCCACUGUAAGAGCCUGCCAGGAGUGGUGACCCGGCACAGAGACAUAGACAUCCUCAUCGUCCGCGAAAACACGGAGGGCGAGUACAGCAGCUUAGAGCACGAGGUCUCUUCUCCGUUGUCCCCUUGUCAGAGUGUGGCAGGCGUGGUGGAGAGCCUGAAGAUCAUCACCAAGGCCAAGUCCCUGCGCAUUGCUGAAUAUGCCUUCAAACUGGCCCAGGAGAGCGGGCGCAAGAAAGUGACAGCCGUGCACAAGGCCAACAUCAUGAAACUGGGUGAUGGGCUCUUCCUCCAGUGCUGCAAGGAGGUGGCAGCCGGCUACCCCCAGAUCACCUUUGAGAAUAUGAUCGUGGACAACACCACCAUGCAGCUGGUGUCCCGGCCGCAGCAGUUCGAUGUCAUGGUGAUGCCCAAUCUCUAUGGCAACAUCGUCAACAAUGUCUGUGCAGGGCUGGUCGGGGGCCCUGGCCUUGUGGCUGGGGCCAACUAUGGCCACGUGUAUGCCGUGUUUGAGACGGCUACAAGGAACACAGGCAAGAGCAUCGCCAAUAAGAACGUUGCCAACCCCACGGCCACGCUGCUGGCAAGCUGCAUGAUGCUCGACCACCUCAAGCUCCACUCCUAUGCCACCUCCAUCCGCAAGGCCGUCUUGGCAUCCAUGGACAAUGAAAACAUGCACACCCCAGACAUUGGGGGCCAGGGCACGACAUCGGAAGCCAUCCAGGACAUCAUCCGCCACAUUCGCAUCAUCAACGGCCGCGCCGUGGAGGCUUAGGCUGUCCCCUCCCACCCCAACACCCCAGUCUGCUCAGUGGGCGGGCCCAGAAUAAAUCAGCUUCUUCCCA